AUGGCAGCAGAAGAAUUUCAGCAAGACGCUGCGAAGGCGACACACUUGGUAGUACUUAUUCAUGGUCUAUGGGGCAAUCCAGUCCACCUCAAGCAUCUUCGAGACACCUUGGCUACACAGCGAGACGGCGAGGGGCUCUACAUCCUCUGCCCACGGAGCAAUCGGGACAAUUACACGUAUGAUGGCAUAGAAGUCGGAGCAGAGCGCAUCACCAACGAGAUUCAGGAGACAAUAAUAGAGCUGAAGGGCAAGGGUGCCCAACUUAGCAAGAUCAGUGUCAAUGGCUACAGUCUAGGUGGUCUGGUGGCCCGGUAUGUUGUGGGGCUGCUAUACAAGAACGCCAUCUUCGAGACGUUGAAGCCGAUGAACUUCGCCACAUUCGCCACACCGCACUUAGGCGUGCGGACACCAAGGAAUGGCUACCGAGCCCAGACGUGGAACUUCUUGGGCAGCAGGACGCUCAGCACCAGUGGUCAGCAGAUGUUUCUAACAGACAACUUUCGCGAAACGGGCAGACCCUUACUCGCAGUCAUGGCCGAUCCUAACAGUAUCUUCGUGCGAGGCUUGAGCAUGUUUCAACAGAGAAGUGUGUACGCCAACACGAUCAACGAUCGCUCUGUGCCAUUCUACACGAGCGGCAUCAGCGCUGUGGACCCUUACGUCGAUAUGGAUAAGGUAAAAGUCCAUCCCCUACCCGACCAAGAGCUGCCAGUCGUGCUCGACCCGUCAGAACCAGUCACCGUGCGCAGCGGACCUGUUAUCAAGGCACCCGAGACCUGGCAAGAACGCUACCUGCUCAGCCAGAAGACUCGCGAAAGUCUACCCUUCUACGCCUUCCUCUUCACGAUGGUACCAAUCAUGAUACCUCUCUUCAUGGUCAACGCUGGCGUACAGACAUACCGCUCAGCUCAACGAGUGCGUUUGCAUGAGCAAGGGCAGCUUAUCGACCUCAAGCGUUAUCGCAUACCGCUUCUGGAAGAUGCGCAAGCCGCCCAAGACAGGAUUAUGGAGCGUCUGGCUACCGAACGCACACAUCUAGCCGAGGAGAGUCCGUCUGGAUACCUGCCUACGCCGCCUCCUGAACCGAAUACUUCCUCAUCCGCGAAUUCGUCGUCAUGGACACUCGUUGGCACGACAGCGUCGGAAAAGCAGAAGGAGGAGCAGAAGAGCAACAAGUCAUCUUGGCCUACUCUAGCGCUGACGGACGACCAGUUUGAGAUGAUCGACAAUUUGGACAAGCAUGUGAACUUCACCAAAUAUCCGGUCCAUAUACAGAAAGUGCGCCAUACACAUGCUGCCAUCGUCGUCAGGACAGCGAGUGAAUCUUUCAAAGAGGGUCAUGUUGUUAGCACUCACUGGGCCAAGAACUUUGCCGAUUGA
Molecule: messenger RNA, 1380 nt
Organism: Recurvomyces mirabilis
Lineage: Eukaryota; Fungi; Ascomycota; Dothideomycetes; Mycosphaerellales; Teratosphaeriaceae
Exons: 3
Coding region: 1-1380 (459 amino acids)
Cellular component (GO): lipid droplet
Molecular function (GO): phosphatidylcholine lysophospholipase A1 activity
Source: RefSeq, a predicted model, not a curated record